Ramularia collo-cygni is the source of this 780-nucleotide messenger RNA. RefSeq lists its product as uncharacterized. Gene Ontology annotation, molecular function: methyltransferase activity. NCBI's taxonomy places the organism in Eukaryota, Fungi, Ascomycota, Dothideomycetes, Mycosphaerellales, Mycosphaerellaceae. Bases 1 to 780 code for a protein of 259 amino acids. The transcript has 2 exons. The record is from RefSeq and is a predicted model, not a curated record.
AUGUCGGUCUCUUACGCAAACCUCCCUCCUCAACACGCCCGCCUCGAUGCAUCACACAACAACUACCUCGCCCUGAUGGGCAAAAUCCUCCACGCUCCAGUCUCCUCACCCAAAUCCAUCCUCGACGUUGGAGCCGGAACUGGUCUCGCAUCCGUAUCCCUGGCGAAAACUUUCCCCGGCGCAGCAGUCACAGGAAUCGACAUCCAACCUGUCCCAGAAAUCCACGCCAAGCCCGGCAACGUCACGUACGUAGUUGGAAACGUCAACGAUGCCUCCCUCCCAGCUCCAUUUGACGUUGUCUUUUCCCGUCUGAUGAUCGCCGGAAUGACCAACUGGCCCGGUUACAUUUCAAAGGUUAAUUCGCUGUUGGCUCCUGGAGGAUGGGCGGAAUUCCAAGAAUUGAACUUGCAAAUGUUCGAUGCUGCGGGGAAUGUUGUCCCAGAUGAUGGACCCGCAGAGCAAAUCUUCGCGACUACGGAGAAGAUGGGAUUGGAUUUCAAAGCCGGACCGAAGAUCAAGGGAUGGUUGGAAAGUGCGGGAUUCAAAAAUGUUGUGCAGGUGGUUUAUGAUUUCCCUCUUGGAGGAAAGGGACAGAGUGGUGUGAAGAAGGACUUUGGAGAGUGGUUUUUGGGAAAUAUCAAGGAGACGCUCCCGAUUAGUGCGCAGCAGAUUUUGGGAGGUUUGACCCCUGAGGUUGAGGCGAUUCAGAAGACGAAGAUGGAGAAGGCGGAGGCUGAGGGGUGGUCUAUGAAGUUUUAUGUUACUUAUGGGCAGAAGUAA